UGACUGAACAAACUAUGUUUGUAGGGAAAAACUAAUGCUUUCCGGUUUGAUAUAGAAAAAGUAAUGAUUGAAAGAUUUUGUAGUAGCAAAUGUUGGUUCACGGCAAUACACUAUUAACUAGAGCAGCUCACGCAUUGUAUCUACUAAUACCAUUGACUUAGGAAAAGCUAAACACAUUCUUUGAUUGUAAACAAAAUACUUCUUUUUCUUCAUCAGAAGUAUUUAUAUUGCAUAGUUUCAAGUGCUUUGGGAUUAAUUAUGUCUUAUUAAGAAGUUGUCGGUUACGCCGUUCCAACAAAAAGGAAUUCUUGUUUCAACCGUAUAUAUAUAUUCUUUCUUUAAUAAUGAGCUCCAUAAAAGUUGGUUUUUUGGGACCUAAGGGAACUUUUAGCAAUAAAGCAGCGCUCUUAGCAAACCCUGAUGCCGCUCAUAUUUCGUUACCGACGCUAUCAGCUGUGGUAGAGGCGGUUGAAUCACGUCAAGUAAAUUUUGGACUUCUACCAAUUGAAAAUUCUACGAAUGGAUCUGUUAUUCCUGCUUAUGACCUCUUAAAAUACAACAGGGGCAUAGCAGUCCUUGAUGAGAUAUUAGUACCCGUUCAUCACUGUAUUAUUGGUCAUUCUUUAGACAAUGUUUCCAGACUUUUGAGCCAUCCUCAGGCUUUUGGACAAUGCACGGGAUGGAUCAAGAAUAACCUGCCUGGUGUAACUUCUGUACCGGUCAAUUCUACUAGCCAUGCCGCAGAAAUGGCAUCAAAAGAUCAAACUGGUACUACACUGGCGAUUUCUAGUCAGCUCUGUGCUGAUACAUACAAUUACAAUAUCCUGGUCAAGGAUGUUGAAGAUGACCCAAAUAAUUGCACCCGAUUUCUUCUACUAGCUUCUCGUGUUGUCAAUGAGGUUUCGAUUAUGUCCGAAUUUACGAGAGAAAAAAAGGCCUUCUUGCAGUUCACCCUUUCUCACCCAAAAAAGCUUAACCAUAUCUUUCGAAUGCUUCUUCAAGAGGAUGUAAUCUUUACUAACUUAGUCACACGUCCCUCAUCUCAUAAUCCAUGGACCUACGUGUACUUUAUUGAGUGUGUUGGUUUGUCACUAACAAUGUUGUUACGAAUCGAAUCUAUCUGUGAUGAAUUUACUGUUAUGGGAAAUUACGAAAACAAGACUACGAGAGUAGUCUAAAAACGCCUGGUGAUUUCCAUGAUAAGUUCUAUCGAAUAAUAAAAGUAUAUAUAUUGCAACGUAGAAAAGAUUAUUGCACAGUCAUAAGUUAGUUAUAAAAGAAAGGAAAUUCAAGUUAAAAAAAAUAUUGGUAUAAAAAGAGAGCCUUAAAAGUUUUAGUCAAAC
This is a messenger RNA of Schizosaccharomyces cryophilus OY26, 1343 nucleotides long. RefSeq names its product phrenate dehydratase. Gene Ontology annotation, biological process: L-phenylalanine biosynthetic process. The record is from RefSeq and is a predicted model, not a curated record. The coding region runs from base 345 to 1178 and encodes 277 amino acids. Gene Ontology annotation, molecular function: prephenate dehydratase activity. Gene Ontology annotation, cellular component: cytoplasm. Lineage: Eukaryota; Fungi; Ascomycota; Schizosaccharomycetes; Schizosaccharomycetales; Schizosaccharomycetaceae. The transcript has 3 exons.